Chlamydomonas reinhardtii is the source of this 3514-nucleotide messenger RNA. RefSeq lists its product as uncharacterized. The record is from RefSeq and is a predicted model, not a curated record. Lineage: Eukaryota; Viridiplantae; Chlorophyta; Chlorophyceae; Chlamydomonadales; Chlamydomonadaceae. The transcript has a single exon. The coding region runs from base 386 to 568 and encodes 60 amino acids.
GAUAGAUAUAGACGGCUGCUUCAUGGUGGUGGUGGGAGACUCCUGCUGGCGCUCGGUCGUGCGUGCCGGCCACCCGCCACACACUGGACACAUACGUGCGCAUGUGCGGGCCUUCACUCGCUAGAUAGAGACCAAUGCUUCGCUAUCUACUUCUGGUGCUCCUGGUGGUGGCGGCGCUGUCGAUGAGAUAGAGUGAGCACGGCAUGUUGCCCCACAUAUGCAUGCGCGCAUACAUGUACGCACGCACGUGUCCACCCGCAUAUCUACCUAGCAAGUAGGCAGCAGCAGCAGCCGGGCGGCGGCUGCCUGCUAGCUAGCCCACGUGUGUAUCUAGCUGUGUGCCACAGCAGAGUCUGGCUCGCUCCGAGCCCAAGAUCGCUGUUUGAUGAGGUGCCUUCCACUUGCGGCGGGAUGGAUUGGCGCGGCGACUUUUAUGGCAUGGCCCGCCGCCGCCGCACGUGCCGGCUUACACUUGUUGGCGCUUGCUUAUACUUGCGAUCGUUGGCGCACAUGCGUAUGUAUGCGUGCGUGCACCCGGCUUGAGUACUUGCAACGUGCCUGUCUCUAACAACGUGCGAUCCACCAAUCUAUCGAACUUGAAUAAUGACGCUGAUCUAUCAUUGCGAACCGCUAAAUAAACGGUCAAGGAGUAGGUAGGUAGACACGUGCUGCAACACGUGAACAUUAGGAGGUGCUGCAAGUGAUCGCGUAUGUAUGCACGCACGCGCAGCAGCAGUGUUGAUGCACGCAUGCAUGGCGCCCGCUACCAGGAUGAUGGGCAUGCAUGCAUGCGUGGAUGCGUGCUGCUCGCUGCCUCAAAAGCAAAGCGAACAAUUAGCCAAUGAAUUGCGGAGAUUCCUGAUGAGCUGCAUUGAACGGUUGAGGAUUGCUACAAGGUUGUUGGGAGGAAUGUAUGAUGCGUCCAGCAGCCAUCACGGAAUGAGAUUAGUCAGCGGGCUGCUGUGCGCGCUCGCGUGUUGUAUGGCACAUAUUUCAAAUUUCAGAGGUGAUGGAACAACCUCCGAAUUACUCGAGCAGAGCUGCGAGCGCGAAAUUGGAUUCGUUGGCCGAAAGUGAUAUGGCAGCAGUAACGUAGCUCUGAGGCCAGCUCAUCAUGAGGUGUCAAUUUGGGGCGGCGGCUGACCGCCACAACCAAGGUGCUCGUGCGUAAUGAUAAGUUACGGGGGUUGAAAGAAGCAAACGAGUGCGUGGUUGGAUUUCUGAGGUCAAGAGGGCUUACUUAUGGCACUGGCUACGUGCAUGUGUGGCGUCAGCCGUUGCUUUACGAAGUCAAACAAAAAGAUGUUGCUGAAGCCAUCCAUUCGAGCUAUGAACGUUGGAAACAUUAUUGGCUGGGCGGGCGUGCAUGGCACGCAGGCAUGCUACAAGCUAACUAACCACUUCCACUCAUGAUACUGCUGUUCGCGAUUGCGUCAACCAUCACUCCCCACGUGACGCAGUCAAGUGGGGAGUAGUAGUGGGGGCCGAGCGCCUGGGGGUCCACUGGGUCACGAUGUAUGUCAAGAAUGCCAAAUUAUUAAGUAGGGUAGUUGGGUGUCUUGGACAACGUUUGUAAGUAAGUGGGAUGGCGUUUUUUCUGCUGGUUGUGUAUGGCUGCUGUGAGGCAUUCUUGAGCAAGUGCCAGUUAUUAUGCAAUCCUGCUGGCAAACAGAAGUGCGCACCUUUCAUCGCAUCAGCAGACUGAGGGAUAAAAAUGAUGCUGCAAGGCAAGCUAACUGAGCUUAGUGAGCGAUCGAGUGCCGGGACGUACGGCGCGGCGGCAUAAAGUGCGUUCCAGCCGCCUUGAUUGGGUGUUGCCUGCUGUUGGCGUAUUGGAUGCAGCCUGCCGUGCUGACAUGCGCACAAGGCUGCUCCUGCAUUGAUUGUCGAUUGGCAGUUGCAUGUGGAUCCGCAGCACUAACCGGCAGCGAGCGGCAUCCGGGUCCGCAGCACUUACAUGCAUGCUGGUGUUGCAGGGACGGGAAGGAAGAAGUGUUGGCUGGCUUAACGGAUGCAAGCAAGCGGUUCAUUUAGUUGAAAGCACGCACGUACGUGCUAAAUAAAGGAAUUCUGCCAUCAAUGAGCUCACAUAAUAUAAACAAGUAAGGUUAGAGUCGGUGAAACGGAGACAAUGCAUGCAUGCAUGACAUUUUGACAGUGGUGAGUGGUGGCCGCGCAGAGUGUUUCGCUUGCUUGUGCGUGGCCUUGAUUAAACAAACCUUGCUUGCUGGCGUGCGUGCGUGGCCUUGAUUAAACACACCUUGAGAGAGUGCAAGUUGCUUUGGUUGGUUGUAGCCUGGCUGGGUUGCGUUCGGUUGUGGCGCGCGAACACGGCUUACGAACCGUCAUUUCAUACCCGUAACUUGAUAGAUAGCUGGGUAGGCAGCAGUACAUGCGGUAUGGGUCCAGCGAUGCACGGCUGGGCAGGUCUACCGGUUGGGUUUGCAACAGGUACGGGUUUAAGCUGCUGUUGCUGUUGCCGCAGCAUGUCUGCUGCUGGGUUGGGAUGAGUCGGCUGCUGCUUUGCUCGGGGCAGGGGCGAAGAGUCAGGGGCGGCGUGGCGGGUUUGGCUCUUGCGUGCAGGUGGGGGCACUUACCGGGUAGGCAGGGUAAGGCCGGGCGCGCGGGGCAGCAGCAGCAGGUUUGGGGGCAGUGCGUGGUGUACGGACGCGGGUAACUUUUGGGGUCGGGGGCAUGGUGUUUGUUGGGGAUGCGGAGGUCAUUUCUUAACGCGGCUGAGAGGUCUUGGCUUCGGCUCACUGUGCGUAGCCCCAGCACUACAUGCAUGGUGUUGCGUAGCGGUGGGGCUCGGGCGGGCCUCGGCUGGACUGGACUCAUGUGCGUGCGUGAUGCUGGGAAGGGCGGCGGCCACCCACAGGAGGGAUGGUGGUCUCUUAGAGGCUGGGGCUGGGGCGUUGGGCGGGAAAAUGGUCCCUCACUGGCGGACUGGCCCCUGGCUGUGAUGUCCAAUUUUGUAAGGGUGGCGGCGGGAGACAGCAGGCAUGUGCCGUAACUAUUUGUUGCAUGCCGAAUUAGGGACCUUGCUGGUACUCCAGCAGGAGGGGCCGUACGCGCUGCGUGAAACCGUGAAGCAGAAGGGGAGUUUAUCAGUCAGGGCCCCUGGGACCUGGCUGGUAAGUGUAGGUCCGGGCGCCCAGCACGCCUGGCGGUUGGGGGACCCGGUGGGGGUAUUGUAGGGUAGUACCGUAUUGUUGCAGGGCCGUUGGGGUCACGAUGUCCGCGCCAGGUAGGGUUAUCAGGUAGGGCGUCGUUGGUUGACUGGCAACUUUAAACAAGGGCAAGUAGCUGUGUUUGCGCAAAGGAAGGGAGGUGCAUGGAUGGAGCCGCAUGCGUACGCCGGCAGUGGCCUGCUGUCUGGCCGGCGGGGGCGUGUGACCUUGUGGUCCCUCCGUUACCUUCCGUGCCCUAUCUACCUACAUAUCUACGUGCAGUCUUCCGUACAGUUUGAGUGUCCGCCAGGCCGGCCACUAUGCCGAUGUAAUAAGCUGCUUGC